AUGUAUUUUCCUGCCUAAGUGAUUACUAGGAGAGGGGUGGAGUAGCUAAUUCCGUACUAAUUGCCCUAUCCAGGGAAGCAGGAAUGCCAAUGUGUUUAUAUAAUCCAUACUUCAUGCAACCUGAAUAUAUAACCCAUCAUACCUGCAGGCAGAAGUAUUAAAUCCAUAUCUGGGGAGAUUUGUAGGCUUUCAAGUGAUAAACACUUCCGAAGGAGCACAGGGGAAAGGCAGGAAUGAACUGCAAGGUGCCAGCUUCCCUUGUCCAUCCUGGCCCAGCACUGCAGUACCAUUUGUGAAGACAAGGACGGUAACCUUGGGGUGAUGCACCUUAAGCUACUGUAUCAAUUAACUGAGGAUGGUUUUAGAGAGGUUGAUUGUCAGUGUGUCAGUGUGCAGAGGUGUCCUAAAUGCCUGCAGCAUUCAUCCCCAUGCCUGCUGAUGGGCUACUCCUGCCUGCCAGACCUCCUUGUCCCCGCUGCCACCACCUGAACCCAUGGAAUGGGAAAUAAUGUGAACUGGAACUGCCAGGGAAUGGUGGUCCUGUUCCAGUUAUGGAAUGGGAUGAGUGGAAUGGGCAUGAGGGCCUGCAAAAUUGCCAACACAUCCAGGAAACCUGAGAGGACGCUUAAUACAGCCUUCCCCAUCCCAGCAAUCUACCCCACAGCCGCCGGGCUGCCUCAGCUGCUCAUACAGAGGUUUUCUGUACUCGGGGAGCGAGGGAGUUUCUCAUUUCCCAUCGACACAGAUCCGUGUCCAUGGGCAAGGGGUGGGUGUGUGUGAUCCUCCAGAGAGGAUCGCGGAGUUUGGAGAUGGUGCAUCCUUGUGUAGCCCUGAUGCCACCCUAGAGGCGCGGUGUGGACAGAAACGACAGGGAAAGGGGGCGAGAAAGAGCGGAGAGCCGAACGGGGGCAGGACGCUGGGAAGCGCAAAGGAGUAGGGAGGGAAGGAAGAAAGCGGAAAAAAAAAAAAAAAAGGAGGAGAAAGGGGAGGAGAUGAAAAGCAAGGGGAGAAGGAAGGACCGGGCGGGGAGGAGGCGAGAGGCCGGGGAGCAGAGCAGAGGAGGGAGGCAGCUCGGCACAGGGGGACGGCAGCGGCGCCCCGCGGGCCAUGCGCCUCCUGGCCGCGGCGCUGGCCGCGCUGCUGGCCGCGGCCUCGGCCCCAGAUGUUUGUGAGGCUUUAAAUGUGACGGUCUCUCCUGGACCAACAGUGCAAUACUCCGAGGGGGAUAAUGCUACCCUUUACUGCCACAUUUCUCAAAAGAGGAAGACAGACAAUUUGCUGGCUGUGCGGUGGGUCUUCGCUGCAUCACCUGCCCAGGAGCAUCUGAUGAUCAAAAUGACAAAGUUUGGGUCUGUCCAGUAUUAUGGAAAUUAUACUCAUCAUUUUCACAAGCAAAGACUUCAUCUUCUUAAAGAAAAACAGGGAACUAUGUACAAGUUUCUUAUUUUAAGUCUUCAGCAAACAGAUCAAGGACAUUAUAUAUGCAAAGUACAGGAAAUUGGCAAACACAGAAAUAAGUGGACAGCAUGGUCAAAUGGUACAGCAGCUACUGAAAUAAGAGUGAUUGCAUCAAAAUCUUCUGAUCAUCCCACUUUCAAGAAAAACCAUGAAGCUUGGAAGUUUUUUGAAGACCUGUACGUGUACGCAGUGUUUGUGUGUUCCAUAGGAAUCAUCAGCGUCCUCCUUUUUACACUCGUCAUUCUCUGUCAGUCACUUCUGAGCAAGAGGAGAUCCACAGUGAAACAUUACCUGGUGAAAUGCCCUCAGAACAGCUCUGGGGAGACAGUUACCAGUGUGACAAGCAUGUCUCCUCUACAGCCUAAGAAGGUAAAGAAGAAGAAAGAGAAAGAGAAACUGGAGCAGCCACCAGCCAUCCCAGCAAAAGCUCCAAUUGCCAAUAAUUUCCCAAAGCCCAAGCUCUUGAAACCUCAAAGAAAAUUGAUCCUGAGUCCAUGCUGUUCCUGUGUGACUUCUGGAGCAGAGUCCUCUCAGUGACCAUAGCACUGAGCUAUUUAAGAGAAGCAUCCUUCUGCCUUCAGCUCAUACAGCAUUGUUUAUUGCAGCAUGGAUUGGAUCACCAGUGGCUCAGCACUACAUGAUUACUGAGAUCUGCUCUUGAUGAUGGUGAUGUAAAAGCUGCUUGAAAAACAGGAAGGGAUAAUGGUUAUCUAAGGAGGAGGGAAUUUUCUAGCAGUCAGUUUUUUGCACAACUAGUAGGAUUUCUCAGUAGUCUUAACUGUAGGUACCAUUGGCUCAUUUCUUGAGAAAGAAAAAGGAAGUGGAACACAUCUGCUCAGUAAUUUCUGAAUUCUGAAGCUGGGUCUUCCCUUCUACUGGAUGACUUUAAUUUAAAAGUUGCGCCAGCCUCUGGAAGAAGAGUUGCUUCCUGCACAACAUGUAACAAAGAGCAAUGAUUUGAGUUCCCAAUUUCUUAAUUUCUUAUUGAUCUCCACAGACCUCCAGUAAGACCAUACAUGUGAUAUACAAAGGAGUGGUGAACAGUUUUUCCCUUGACUCCUUUUAUUCUUUAAUAUUUCCAUUCAGUCCUCAAAUUCCUCUCUCUAUAAGAUGAGUAAUCUUUUCUUUUUCUUUUUUUCCAGUUUCUCCAUAGGAUGUAAGAUGUCCGUAGGACAUGAAUAUUAUUUGCACAUUCAGGUUGACACUUGGUACUCAACAUAUUCAAAGCUACUGGGUUAUGCUUGCUUCCCCAUUCAGAUUGAAGUUGCUAUCUUUACUCCCAAGAAUGAAUAAUUUGUAUAAAUAUGUAAAAUUUCUUGUUGAAUCUGUGUCAAGACUCGUGUAUUUACAAAAUCCCGCAGUAGAUGAUUUUUGUGUGAUGACACAUUUGUGGUAACAGAAUUGUCACCAGUGAAGUGAAAACUUUUAAUUACUUCAUUGGCUUUUUUUAAAUGAUAAGAAGGAAUCAACCUGAUUUCCAGCAAUGUUGGUUUAGAAUCUAGGAACAGCUGCAACUGUAAAAGCAAUAGAGCAUGAGCAAAGGUGAGGAUGCUCUUCCCCAAAAACUCAUUCAGUGUGACUUACCAAAUCAUCUUUGUCCCUGACUCUGUAACCAUAACUUCUUUGGGAUUCAAUAACAAAAUUUAGAUGCAACGGUGGAAGAGUCUUCACAGAUUGUUGUGGAUAUUGUUCUCAGGGAGUAUAGGAAACAUUUUAUGCUAUAGGGACUAAAAAAUAGUCAUCUUAGUGGGAAAACUUUUUAACUUUUUAACUGAUAAUGCCACUAAAAGACAUAAUUACUACUCUCCAUAUUUUCCACUGUCAUAUUUCUUAGCUUUGGAACUGAAUGUCUGUCUUGAUAUUUCAGCACUCUUACUGGCCAGUAGGGCAGAUUUCUAAAGGAUAAGUAAUUUUGCAGAUCUAACUUCAGAACUUCUGCAGAAGUAAUUUCUGGAGCUCCUCUGUUCCAGAGCAAUCUCUGGUUUUCUGCUAGCAAUCAAGUCACUGACAUAGUAAACACUUGAAGCUCUUAAAAAAAAUUCUGACUUCUGAGUUAUGGUACUAUCUUAAUGAGGAAGUCAUCCCACUGAAAUGCAUAGGGUUUGGGCACUAAGUGUAUCUGUGGCCCUCAGGAAAACUACUGAUUUCAGCACAAGAAAGGCCACAUCCUCUAAAGGGAGAGAUUUUCCAAUGUAGAUUUAAAAAUAGGACUGUCAAAGGCUAAUCCUUUCCUUUCUGAAGCUACAGUGAGUUUUCUCCUGCCUGACCCCACUGCCAGCAUGUGCUUUCUCCAGUGUCCUGGUGGCCCAGACAAGGGAAUUGCAGCCCAUCCACAAACAUGCUGGAUCUUUGCUUCAGCACAUCCUCACUUUCACCUCCAUCACUGACCUUCAGUGAUGGCCAGGCUGGCAGCCAUAUCCCAUCCCCUCCAGGGCUGUAAAAAACAGAUGCUUUGAAAGGGAGAUGUGCAGAGGAGAUGAUGGGCUACCCCCUUUCCCUUAGGCUGCACUCAGCAGGCAGUCUCCACCCUUCUGGGCAAGCAUACAGAGACAGCCAACAAUCUCUUCCUGUGGUAACACAGCCCAACCAGUUGGCCUGGGGAGUCCUGUCAUCAGACACCUUCUGAUGGAGUGUGCUCAGCAGUGACACUGGAUGCUCCUGAGCUGUGCCAUCUGGACACGAUCUGCAUUUUUUCUGUGGAGAUUUUUACUGACUGUGACUACAAAACAGGAUGCUUCUCAAACAUUAAAGGAAAAAGGCCAAAGAGUCAAGUUUGGCUUUUGCAAGAGAAAGGGAGAGAAAAAAAAUGGUAGUUUCAGAGUGUGCUUGCUAAGAAGAGCUCCUUCAUGGCCCUGGGCAAGGCUGCUUGCUUGGUGCUGUGGAGUAACGUGGUGAGAAGUGCAAUUCCUAGAGCCGGGAUCAAACAAACAUUAGCAGUAGCUCUUGACUCUACCUUUCCCAUUUGCACUUGCUGCAGCAUCCCUGGGCACCACAUGCCCUCCCAACAGCAGGGAUGGCUGGGCCACAGGUGGCAAUUUGCCACAUACUGGCAAUCACACCAGCAAACAUCUGCAGAGCUGGCUGGGUUUGAUCCCUGCUGACCUAAUCCAUUCACCCAUGAGUGCAGGGCACGCCAGUGAGGGUGGAGUUUCAUUUUCAAGUGUUACUGCAGGAAACCGGAGUUACUAAAAAUAAUGAGAAGCUCUGACUGGAAUUUCAUAGAAUCAUAAAAUGGCUUUAGAAGGGACCUUAAAGAUCAUCUAGUUCCAACCCCACUGCCAUGUACACAAUUUGGGAAAUAUACUUGUUGAAUCCAGAAAACUGCUGAAAAUUUCACUUGUGGGGUUUUUUACCCUAUGUAAAAGUCUUUCUGUAUCAUAUCUCAAACAAAAACUACAUUACAUGUGAUUAUAUAGACACUGAAUUCAAAGGGGAAUGUCUGCAGCAAUAGUCUCUGAGAUAUUUAGGACUGAAAUGAAUUGGGAAGUCAGGCUAUUUCUGCUCAUUUUUGAUAGUAAACUAAAAAUUCACAUUGGGUUUGUCAUCUUCAUGAUAACGUGUGGUCAUGGAACAGUGAGAUUGCAGCAGUCUCCAAGUGCAAGUUGGCAUCAGUUGUUUUUCCAGAGAAGUUAAAUUUAUGAGGUUAUUAUUUUCUUGUUUUCUUCAUACCUAAUUACAAAUUUGGAUAAGAGUAGUCUUAGUUAAAGCUUUAAAAAACUUUAAAACUAAGAACUUUCAAGUCUGACAUUGCUUACAGUAAACAUCCUUGAGGCUGCCAAGAAACAAACUAGCUAAACCUGGAAGAAGCAAAAUUGACAUAAAUGGUAAUUAUGGCAUAAAAUUCAGAAUAAUUUUGAUUAAAACCCCAAUCCUUCUAGUUAAUUUCUAACACAUUUAUAUACCAGACAAACCAAAUAAAAACAAAAAAUAUAUACACAUACUUUAGUUGCUUUUACAUAUUCACAUGAUAAACCUUGCAGAUUGUUUAGUAAGGAAAAUGUUCCUAUAUGUGAACUCUUUGGAAUAGUUGCCAGUGGGAAGCCCUGUGACUGGAAUAAACUAAAAUUAAACUGGAAGAAACCGGGAAGAGGAAUCAUUUUGCAUUUGCCAGAAGAUACACUGGAAAAUCAUAACUCUUCCAAAUUUAUGUUUUGGCAAAGUAUAUGAUCCCAAGAUGAGAAAACAGACAUACAAGAUAAAUACAGUAUCUAGGAAUGCCACAUUGGAAUCGAAUCCUACUUGAAGAAAUUGUUUCAAUAUUAUUUUAGAACAAUGAUGCAAUUUUUUUAGAAAAGGAUGUUGUAGCCCUAGAAAUCCCAAUGGUCUCCUAGAGGAAGAGCCAGGACAGAGAGAGAGGGGUGAGUGGCCAGUCAUUCAUUGUCUCUUCCUCUUCUGCCCUACCCUCCAUCCCACCUAUAACACCAAUUGUUAAAGUCACGCAAUUGUUCCAGAAAGAAGGUGGUGGCACAGUUCCAGGUUAACACUGCCAAGACAAUAUUCAAUCCUAAUGAGAGAUGAAAUCGUAGAAUUAGAGUUUGGGUUUUUUUUUCCCGUCUGCUUAAAAAAGUUGGUUUUGGACAAACAAACCAGCAAAAUUAAAUUAAACAUGUGGUUGAUAAAUGAAGUGCAGAAGAGUGUAUGGAAUAAAAACCUGGCUACCACAGGUACUUAAAGUACUGUUGGCUCCCAUGCACUGUUAUUACACAUCUUUUGCUGAAAACUGUAUACCUUUCACAAUUUUGAACCUCCUGUGUGUUUCCUCAUAUUUUCAAUCAAAUUAUUACAUACUAGAAAUAUGCAUAAGGGAAAUUAUUCUACACAUUUUAUGGUGUGCUGUUGCUUGUAGCAGUAAUUGAAGUACCUUUUCCACUUAUGAAAGUACUAAUUUUAUUUGGUUUUAUUGCUUUUCUAGAUGCAAUUAUUUAUUUAGUGUGUUUUGGCUUUAUGAAAUUAUAUUUACUAUAGGAACAUCAUAAAAAUGUAUGAAAGCAACACAUCAGCCACUACUGCCCAAUGACUUGUUUUAGGGAAUCUAGUGUUAUUUUUCAUAUCCAAACAUAAUAGAAUAAGGUAAGAAUAAAGAGAUAAUCUACACUGAAAAACAAUGCAAUUUUGAGAUAAUAUAAUAAAACACCUGGACAAUAUGAUUUCAUAAAUCUUACUUCUAAAAUUUACAUGAGCUGGGCAUUAGGGUGGCUAUUUUAGGACAUGCGGCAUUUUCUAAAUGGAAACAUAACAAGAAAUACGAUUAAACAGUAAAGGGGAAAACACAUACAGAUUUAGCUUGUCCUGAACAACUGGUUCCUACAGAACAAUGGAAAUAUUUCUACCUCAGCAGAUGUUCUGCAUCAGACUUAGGAAUUGCAGAGUUUUCCUCUGGCAGUGACCGACAGCUUUGUUUCAAAAGUUGUAUCAGAUUCAUUUUUAGGAGGCUUUUCACAUGCAGUGUAUCAUUAUGCAUUGAAGGUCUAAUGUGACACUAAAGCGGGCAUCAAAAUUCCCAAUACCUUCAAACAGAGACUCAAUAUACUGUCAUACACUCAAAAUAAAAUCUUCAGCAUUUGUUGGUGUUAUUGUGGUGUCCAUCCUCAAUGUAACUCCUGUAUUUAGCUUUUGUACUACAUAACUGAAUAGACAGGCACAUACCAUUUGAAAUCUCAAAAGGAAUCUUUAACUUAAUAUAAAAGCAAGGAACAACUGAAGUGCCUAGAAACUGAGGCUAAUACUUUCAGGGUAGAAAGAAAACGGCAAUAUAAAAAUUUUUCAGGCAUCACAGCAGUUGACCGGGAGUUUUUUCUAAGUCUUUAAGCCAAGGCCAGGAUAGGAGAGAUGUCUUUCUAAACACUGUGAUGCACUUCAGUCCUAAUAUAUUAACAAAGAAAAUAUAUGUUUGAUUUCUCUUCAGACAGUCAAGAUCUGUCUGGAUCCACAGGAAUUCCUUUUGACAUUACACCGGAGAAUUCAGUGAAAGCAGGACAUUUUCUGUGUUGUCAACUGCAGAGCAUUUUGUAGUGAAUGAGGACCAGAAGUUGAGAACAAAUAGGGUGACACAUGGAAGGGGGGAAGGGAGGGAAGACUCUGAAGAGUGAGAUGCAGAGGUGCCAGUCCUGCAGGCAGUGCCCUGCACAGGGCUGGAACUCACAUUGCACAGAUUGGCUGACUUCAGUGACACCACUUGCAGCAGCAGCUGCACAAAUUUUUGAGGAUUUGAUCUGCAGGGAAGAAAUAAGAUCAAAUUAAUGCUGCAAAAGUGUAAACUUUUUCACCCUGAUGGAAACAACCUGAAAUGCUGAGUGUGAGCAACUGUCAAGGCAAAAGGAGAGGAGCUCCUCCAGAGCAGUGCAAAGGACAGGAAGCAGGGGAGCACAGGGACUGAUUUCCGAGGGUGUGAGAUGCUUAUCCUUUUAGGCAGAAGACAAUACAAUAAUUAUUCAAACACAUUUCAAGGAAACAGGAAUCAUUUGUGUUAAAUCAGGAAUACAUAAGCAAUAAAUAGAAUGUGAAGCUUUUGGCCUUGGCAAAUAUUUACAAUUUCUUCUUAACAUUUAAGUACUGUGUGGAAAAUCUUGGUUUAUGAACUUUGAACCUGUUUUAAGUUUACAACUGCCAAAGCAUUUCUUAGUCUGAGAGAUGCAACCUUUUCAUGGUUACUUCUGGUGACUGCAAAACUUUGCAUGGCUGAAAUGUUUUGGCUUUUUAAUUGUCCUGUGCACUUCACUUGAGGGCACCAGUUAUUCAGGUAGAACACAGUACUCAAGGAGAUAAAGAACAAAUUCUCCAGUACUUCACUUACAGAGGGCUGUAGAACUUCACUCUUUUUCAGGGAACAUAGACCUCAAUCUCCUACAGAUGAACUGAAAUCCAUUUUAGGUACUGAGGGUCUCACAUUCAAUUCCCCAGCAACUCUUAUUUGUUGCAACACUUUCCGAGGUGAAUUAGACAUGGACAACCCACUCCCAACUGUGACAAAACACACAGAGGAGCACAAUAGAAGAUUUUCCUCCUCUAAGCCACCUGAGGCUGGAUGAAGCCACCAAUAGCAGUAGGCAGCUUCUGCCACAAACAAGAAAUUUGUUCAGUAAAUUUUAUUGAUCAUCUCCCUUAGCUAAAUUUUGUAGUUUUAAGUCAAACUCAAUCAAUGUAAUACAGCAGGUAGUUUUGGUGGUAUGGCCUUUGUUCUAAACUCUGAACUCAUCUAUAGCUUGGCAAAAAUGGUGAAAUUCCACUGGAACAGCAGUAGUUCUGUCCAUUUUUCUGCCUUCUGUAUAAUUUUAACAUCUUUUGGUUCUGUUAAGAAAUAUACUGAGAAGCUCCAUGAGUGAAUGUGAUUAGAGAUGUAACUGGUCCAAGGUUUACAGCUGGAAAGCAAAUCUGGCAUAUAUCUUUCAAAUUGUGAAAUCUGCAAUAAAUAAAGUUUGGAAAUUACAUAUUAAGGAGGCUGAAUAUUUUGCUUACAUCUUUUAAAUCUGUAAUAUUUGAAUUGUCAAAAUGUUCUGGGUUUGUGAAAUUGGAAGCAAACCUGAAAAUCCUACUUAGCCCUGUUUCUUAUUUUUAGUAUUAUUUUUAUUUCAUCUUCUAUGAACUAGCUCCAGUGCAGAGUAAAGCAAUUAACAAUACAGUAGAAUUAGAAUGGGUGAGAGAGGAACUAUACCCAGUGUUACAAAGUAUCUCCAUUCAGUGGUAACGACAUUAUAAUGAAUUUGUU
Molecule: messenger RNA, 9163 nt
Organism: Prinia subflava (tawny-flanked prinia)
Lineage: Eukaryota; Metazoa; Chordata; Aves; Passeriformes; Cisticolidae
Gene: VSTM4
Product: V-set and transmembrane domain containing 4
Exons: 8
Coding region: 1108-1995 (295 amino acids)
Cellular component (GO): membrane
Source: RefSeq, a predicted model, not a curated record